CUGAGGGGUAAUUGCUAAGGGGCACAGGGUUUCUUUUUGGAGUGAGUAAAAUUUUCUAAAAUUGUCAUGGUGGUGGUUGUGCAACUCUGUGUGUAUACUAACAACCAUCGAAUGGUACACGUUAAGUUAAAGAAUUGCUUGGCAUGUGAAUUAUACAUCAAUAAAGGUUUUAUAAGACACAAAAAGUCUUGAACCUUGAUAUACAAAAAAAAUGCUGAUGCAAACGUAUAAUUACUUUAGUUCUUGCAUCAAGCAGACUGCAGUCACAAGUGGUCUCACACUUGCCACUGUUCUUAACGCUAUUCUAAAACCUAUUAUAUAACAUAGGUGACACCCAAAUGUUAGGCCAUCAACUUUCAGCUGCGUGAUAGCACUUAUGAUAAAAGAGACAUUAACUACACUCAUACAAACACAAGGUCAUCUCCCCUUUGCUUUUUCCACUUGACAACCACAUGCUCUGACUAUUUGUAUAAUGUGUUUACUCUGAUGUGUAAGAGUUGUAUUUUAACUUCUUGAUUGAUUUCUCCUGGAAUAUAAACAUGAGCAAAGGUAGAAGGGAACAGAAAUUUGAAAAGAACAAUUCAUUAAACCAGGAUGUCUACGAAAUGGAUUUCAGCUCUUCUGCUGAUACAACUGAGUUGUUACGUUAGCUCUGGAACUUGUGGAAAAGUGCUGGUGUGGCCAACAGAAUAUAGUCAUUGGAUCAAUAUAAAGACAAUACUGGAUGAACUUAUUCAGAGGGGUCAUGAGGUGACUGUUCUAACAUCUUCAGCUUCCAUUCUUAUUGAUCCCAACACACCAUCUGCUAUUAAAUUUGAAGUUUAUCCUACAUCUCUUACUAAAGAUGAUUUUGAGUUUCUUUUCAUGAAAUGGAUCAGGACAUGGACAUAUGAUCUGCCAAAAGAUACAUUUUGGACAUUUUUUUCACAAAUACAAGAAAUUGAGUGGGAAUUUUCUGAUUUUAUUGAAAAGCUCUGUAAAGACAUAGUUUUCAACAAAAAACUAAUGAUGAAAUUACAGGAAUCAAGGUUUGAUGUCGUUCUUGCAGAUGUCAUUGGUCCUUGUGGUGAGCUGGUGGCGGAGCUACUUAAAAUACCAUUUGUGUAUAGUGUCCGGUUCACUUAUGGCUAUACAUUUGAAAAGUAUAGUGGAGGGCUUUUAACCCCUCCUUCCUAUGUACCUACUGCUCUGUCAGGAUUGAAUGAUCAAAUGACAUUCUUGGAGAGGGUAAAAAACAUGGUAUAUGGGCUUUAUUUUGACUUUUGGUUCCAGUCAUUUAAGGAGAAGAAGUGGGAUCAGUUUUACAGUGAAGUACUAGGUAAACCCACUACAUUAUAUGAGACAAUGGGGAAAGCUGAAAUAUGGCUCAUUCGAACCUAUUGGGAUUUUGAAUUUCCACGCCCUCUCUUGCCACAUUUUGACUUUGUUGGAGGGCUCCACUGCAAACCUGCCGAUCCCUUGCCUAAGGAAAUAGAAGAGUUCGUUCAGAGCUCUGGAAAACACGGUGUUGUGGUGUUUACUCUUGGGUCAAUGGUCAGUAAUACCACAGAAGAAAGGGCCCAUAUGAUUGCAUCAGCCCUUGCCCAGAUUCCGCAAAAGGUGCUGUGGCGAUUUGAUGGCAAGAAACCAGACACUUUAGGACCCAAUACUCGACUCUAUAAGUGGAUCCCCCAGAAUGACCUUCUUGGUCAUCCAAAGACCAAAGCUUUUAUAACUCAUGGUGGAACCAAUGGCAUCUAUGAGGCUAUCUACCACGGGGUCCCUAUGGUGGGCAUUCCCUUGUUUGCCGAUCAGCCUGAUAACAUUGCUCGUGUGAAGGCCAAGGGGGCAGCAGUGAGCCUGGACAUGAACACAAUGACAAGUGCAGAUUUGCUCAAUGCUUUGAAGACAGUCAUCAAUGACCCAUCCUAUAAAGAGAAUGCUGUGAGGUUAUCAGCCAUUCAUCAUGAUCAGCCUGUUAAGCCCCUGGAUCGAGCCAUCUUCUGGGUCGAGUUUGUCAUGCGCCACAAAGGAGCCAAGCACCUUCGCCCAGCCUCCCUCAGCCUCACCUGGUACCAGUACCACUCUUUGGAUGUGAUUGGAUUUCUAUUGGCUUGUGUGGCGAUUGCUACUUUUCUUGUCAUAAGAUGUUGCUUGUUUGGUUAUCAAAUGUUUUAUAAGGCAGGAAAGAAGAAAAAGAGGGAAUAGGCCUCUUUAAGACCUAAGACUAAUACGCAUGACAAGUGAGAGUAUUACAUUUAAUUCAGCCAUUGUGGUUCAAGUUGUGGGAAGAUUCUCUCCCACUUUUUGCAAGAAUGGGCCUUUUCUGAUUUCCCCAAUAUUUUAGUUAAAUGCAGUGGUGUUAGUUAAUCCAUUUUUCCCUAAGGAGGAAUAAU
Molecule: messenger RNA, 2375 nt
Organism: Loxodonta africana (African savanna elephant)
Lineage: Eukaryota; Metazoa; Chordata; Mammalia; Proboscidea; Elephantidae
Product: UDP-glucuronosyltransferase 2B31-like
Exons: 6
Coding region: 595-2187 (530 amino acids)
Molecular function (GO): glucuronosyltransferase activity
Source: RefSeq, a predicted model, not a curated record